AUGUCGGACCACUCGGACCAAGAAGACUACGAUCCGUCAAGGGACAGUCAGUUCUUCGACUGGGACGCAGCUACUUACACCGUCAGUCCCCAAGUGUGUGCCACCACCGACACAACCAAUCCUGAUGAGGUAGAUACUAUUUAUCUUGUAGACCAUCAGAGCACGUGUGGUUCUCUUUCAAGUGAUACACAACGCAGAAAACAUGAUAAAAGGCCUGACCGACUCACGAGGAUACACCGAACGGCGGACCGAACGAUAUUUCCCUCAUUCGAGAAUUGGUCUUCGCAGCUACCCUAUUCGGAACCAGGAUGGAGGAUGGAUACGUACCCUAGAUUAUCCGACGAGGAGAAACGCAUAUUAGGUUCACGUAUUCUCGUUCCGAAAAAGAACGAUACGUUCUAUGAACUUUAUAAUCUUUGCACUGGACCGAGUCAUCAUCUGCUGCAUCCAAAGGGUAUAACCAGAUCGCACCAGGGGGUGAUCUCGAGGAAAACUGGCGUAGACUGGUUGACUCAGACCUGUACAUCACGAGCGGAUUGUAUGGAAUCGCUCAGAGGACUUCUAAGCGCUGAUGACAUCGAUAAAAUUAGGAAAAUAAGAACGGAGAAGAAUAUUGGUGACACAGAUAAGAAGAGCAGCGGGACCAAGAGAAAAACGAGAAUGACUGAAGAAGAAGAAUUUCAAGAAGCUGUAGCUAAGAUCCACAGAGAUCAUUGA
This is a messenger RNA of Kwoniella mangroviensis CBS 8507, 717 nucleotides long. RefSeq lists its product as uncharacterized. The record is from RefSeq and is a predicted model, not a curated record. The coding region runs from base 1 to 717 and encodes 238 amino acids. NCBI's taxonomy places the organism in Eukaryota, Fungi, Basidiomycota, Tremellomycetes, Tremellales, Cryptococcaceae. The transcript is spliced from 3 exons.